AUGGCACAGCUCUUGGACGGGGCCGGCAAACUGGGCUGGGUUCUGCUCAAGUCUGUGCUCCGUUUUGUGUUUAUGUUCUUCAACAACUGUGUAGCCAUCCCAUCCUACUGCUUAUACCUGCUGCUGCUGCAGCCGCUCAGAAUAUGGGACAGCUCCACUUUCUGGCACAUUGAAGGAGUCAUGUUCAAAUGGUUGCUGGCCAUGGUGUCUUCAUGGGGCUGGAUCGCAGGCUAUACAGUAACGGAGUGGGGCGACGACGUACGGCCCAUCUCUGAAGAGGAGGCCAUGGUCAUCGUCAACCACCAAUCGACAGGAGACGUGUGCACCCUCAUGAUGUGCCUGCAAGACAAGGGCACGGUGGUACGAAGAAUGAUGUGGUUGAUGGACCAUGUGUUCAAAUACACCAACUUUGGCCUAGUGUCCCUCAUCCAUGGGGACUUCUUCAUCAGACAGGGUAAAGCUCACCGAGACAAGCAGCUGGUCUACCUGAAAGAUCACCUAGACAAAUACUACCACAGCCGUGACAGGAAGUGGAUAGUGCUGUUCCCGGAGGGCGGCUUCCUGCGCAAGCGGCGGGAAACCAGCCAGUUGUUUGCCAAGAAGAAUUCCCUCCCCCACCUGACCCACGUUACGUUGCCACGUCUGGGGGCCACCCACGUUAUCCUGAAAACCCUGUCAGCCCAACAGGAGAAUGGCAGCGUGGGCGGCGAAACUGGGACCCCUAACCAGACAGGUAAUAAACGUAAAGGCCUGCAGUGGGUAAUAGAUGUGACCAUAGCUUACCCCAAAGCAAGACCCAUGGACAUCCAGACCUGGAUCUUCGGCUACAGGCCUCCCACAGUCACACAUGUACACUACAGGAUGUACCCAAUAAAGGAGGUUCCUGUGGAGGCCGAGGCCCUGACUGACUGGUUGUAUCAGAGGUUUGUGGAGAAAGAAGAGCUGCUGGCCCACUUCUAUGACACAGGAUCAUUCCCCCAUGAAGGACAGAGGGAGACAGUCUCUCGGCAGAUGACCCUCGACCCCGUGUGGCUGUGUAUCAUCCAGUCGUUUGCGUUCGCCUCUGGCUUCAUGUGGUACAGCGUCCUCCAGUACCUCUACUGCUGUUUAUUUUGAGUGCGCUGAUGAGGCGAGAGUCUUUAUCGGACCACUGGAAAAGCCUCAGGAUCAGUUGGUGUGUGGCCCAGCGUCAUACUCGCCCCCUACGAUGGAUGAAUGUACAUUUACAACAGUGGAGAGACUUAACAGGAAACAAAAAAAAAAAACCUAGGAGACAAGAACACACACACAGAUUACAAAUACCCAUUCAAGACGAAACUGGUCACAGGCAUAGUUAACUUGCACACAACCCUAACACCACACACUCGCUCCAACGGCCUAGCAGAAUAAUCGCACUCGUCACGACUCACAUUUCGAUGUUUACACGUCCUCAUACACGUAGACGCUCACACGUACAUAACUUUUUAUUCAAAGUUAACGAAAUGAGGCUCAGGACUCCUCCAGAAGACGCUCUGGACAGGACUCUCUCUCCUCCCCUCCUAGGCUUUAGCCGUCGUAGUUUUACAGAGUAUAAAGUGUGUAUGGACGCGUGUGUGUGAGUGAAUCAAUGUGACUAGAAGCAUAAUGUCUGCCCUUACUCUUCUUCCUGGCGAGAGUUGAUGAAGCCCACUGGACCUCUCUUUCAGCCCGCUGAUUAGCUGGCUGGCCACACCUUCCAGAGCGAGCGGCUGUAUGAACGUUGAGGCUGUGCAGCCGGCCGGUCGCUCCUCUGGCCUUCAUUGCACUAAGGAUCCAUACUGCCCUAACUGCUCCCUGUCCCAGGAAAUACUCCUGAUCGGUAGCUGUCAAUGUUUUAAUUUCUUUUAUUUUCUUCCCUUAACCCGCAUAUCUCCACGAUAACGGCCAUCGUAUUUGUUGUUGAUGUCUUUUCGUUGACUUUCUUUCCCCCCCCCGCCUGUCUGUCGAGGCAGUAUUGUGAGCUCACUGAGAAAAGGGGAUCAUGUUUACACUGGCGGCCCUGCUGAAAGCCUAAAGGGAUGGCGGCUAUGAUGCGGCGCUCGAUUUCAGGAACGUUUUUCUGUGUCAGACUUUGAAGGAAGGAAGAGGAGACGGUGCUGUAGUGCUAAUUUUAAAAACAAAAAAGAAAAAAAACAACAGUGGCGGCACGCAGGGCAAGAAUUACAGUCUGAUCAGCUAUAAAGUUUUUCCCUCUGUGUCAAUCACCCUCCCAACAUAUACACAAACACACACACACACACACACACGAAUGCACACAGAACCAUGUGCAGCUACACACAACAGAGUAGACGUCUGUCUGAAAGGAUCAUCUCAGCGAGCCAGACUGAGACGGCAGAGACUCUUAUUCCCCCAUUGGACUACAUAGUUUUACAAAUAUUUAAGCCAUAUGCUUAGUGUCGUCGGGGCGGGGAAAAGACAUGGAAGAAAAAAAAAAAAAAAAGAUUUUUAUAGAAAGCUACCCUAAUGUUCAGCAUUCUAAAAUAGAGAUUUUGGCUUACAGAACUAUAGGUGUCAUUACUGUAAAUUUACAGCAUAACCUGCCUAAGUGAGUGUGUGUGGUUGUCUUUUCCCCCCAGCAAUUUUUGAUAUAUAUGAUUCAUGUCGUGUUGCUCUGUGACGUCAGAGUGUGGCGGCAACUUUCACCACGAGUGGACAAAAUUUUGAUUUAAUUUUAAAUUACCUGAACUGUCGUCCUCAUGUCAUGGUAUGUUUAAAUCUUGUACAUAAGGAAGCUGAGGAAGAGUUUUCAUUGUUGGAAAUGACUGAAGCAUUUUUGGUCCGUGACAAUUUCAGAGAAUUUUAGUUUAAAAUAUCAUGAAUGUUUUGGUUUUUUGUUUUGUUUUGGUUUUUUUUUAGAAGACGAAAGCAAGGAUUUUCCCUUCACUUCUCAGUGUUACCUUGUAUUUUUAUUUUGUUUGAUUUUUUUUUUUUUUUUUUUUUUUUUUUUUUUUUUUUUUGGAGUUCCUGCCCAGGAAGUUGUUGUGUGCUUCAUGACAUGAAAGCUACUGUAUGUCCGUGUGCGUGAGACACACGGGCCCAGUUUUAACUUUUUAAAUGAUCAGGAUUUAGUUGAAAACCUUGACUAUCGAGCCUUACCUGAUGUCCUGGUAAGACCACAAUCCCAAAUGAUGCUGUUUUCUUGCACUCCCUCUUAAACAUUAGGGGUGUCGGUUAUACUGAUGGGUUCAUGGGGUCGAGCUCAAACUUGGCCCAUGAGGAAGGGAUCACUCUUCACUUUAAGAGGGAAACUCUGGCAGGGCCCUGCAAUGAUGCAGCUGUGCUCUCUCGAAUGUACUUGUGUUGUGGUUUUGAGGUCAAUUAUAUGUAAUUUGCUUAGCCUGCUUUCAUUAGGAAGAUUAUAGAGGAGCAGCAAUUAUCAUUGUCAUGAACAAAUGCAUAAAGGGUGCAUUUGAGUAGUUUACUGCCCUCCCUGUGUGCCACUGUUGGUAGAAACUGUGUGAAAUGCAAAAAAAAGGGCUACCUGACUGGGUAGGUAAAAACACUAUAAAUCAGGCUGUAAAUGUGACUCAUCAAGCAGCCCUUUCAGAUUCCCCUCCAUCGUGAGAGUGACUUCAAAUAAAGCUUCAUUAUUAUCUUCUUGUUCACCUUUUUAAUUUUGAAUUUUAUUUUCAUUUUCUGACCAUGUUUCCAAAGAAGGCAGGGAAAUAAUGUUUUCCUAGAUGUGGUUUUAGGAAAUAAACACAAUAGGGAUUUAAACAAUUAUACUAGAACUGUCUGUAAUUUUCCAUUUUGUACUUCUCCUUUAAUUCCUAGCUACACAGCCAUUUUACAACACAAAAGACUUGUGCUGGAAUAAAACAUCAUAAAGAUCCUAACAGUGUAA
Messenger RNA from Acanthopagrus latus (yellowfin seabream), 3862 nucleotides. It is a transcript of the gene lpgat1, whose product is annotated as lysophosphatidylglycerol acyltransferase 1. The record is from RefSeq and is a predicted model, not a curated record. Gene Ontology annotation, molecular function: acyltransferase activity. The coding region runs from base 1 to 1116 and encodes 371 amino acids. Gene Ontology annotation, cellular component: endomembrane system. The transcript is spliced from 7 exons. Lineage: Eukaryota; Metazoa; Chordata; Actinopteri; Spariformes; Sparidae.